Messenger RNA from Prionailurus viverrinus (fishing cat), 5403 nucleotides. It is a transcript of the gene ANKRD6, whose product is annotated as ankyrin repeat domain 6. The transcript is spliced from 15 exons. Gene Ontology annotation, molecular function: protein binding. Gene Ontology annotation, cellular component: nucleus; cytoplasm. Gene Ontology annotation, biological process: regulation of barbed-end actin filament capping. Lineage: Eukaryota; Metazoa; Chordata; Mammalia; Carnivora; Felidae. Bases 674 to 2857 code for a protein of 727 amino acids. The record is from RefSeq and is a predicted model, not a curated record.
GAUGAAGCAAAAAACCUGCAGUAAAUGCUGGCAGAACACCCAAGGGUUUAACCCACCCCUGAGGGUGUCUGUGGGGGGUGGUCCGUGGGCAUCUUCACCUGCCAGGGGAAUCAGCAUGUCGGCUGUGGUGGACCCACAAAACACGGCCAGAAGGCCCUUCGUCAUCAUGCGCAGUACAGUUACCUGCCAAAGGCAGGCCUGGAACCCAGGUGAUGUUGAUGGGGUUAUAUCAGGCCUCUGCUACCCGGGAUGGAAGUACAGAGCAGACCUCACAGUUUUGGCCAUAGUCCUCUGGAGAAUGUCCCUGAAGGAGGAAGAAGGGAGGGAGGUUGGCACAUCUGCUGCCUUCUACUCGCAAGUUCAGGGGCUUGGUGUGCAGAGUAUGUGCUUCCUGCUCGUCCUGUCUUCACUCAGCUUCUGUCCCCUGCAGUGAGCGAUCAGCAGAUGCCCUAAAAUCAGAGAGAGGAGGUGUGUGGCCUGUCCUGUGUGCUGAGCGGUGCUGAUGGCAACUUUGUUUGUAAUCCCUAGGUCCCGAAGAUGGCAUAGUAAUACAGGCACCUUCUGAUGAUCGGGAGCGUCUUUACCCGUGGGUGCCUGCCCGGGCCAGUGGCAUCGUGUUGAGCUGAAGGAACUUGUCUACUGCUUUCCUGAAAACCUCUUUUUCUCCUAAUUCAUGAGCCAGCAGGAUGCGGUCGCUGCACUUUCUGAACGCCUUCUCAUAGCUGCGUACAAAGGCCAAGCAGAGAAUGUGGUUCAGCUCAUCAACAAGGGCGCCAAGGUAGCAGUUACCAAGCAUGGCCGGACCCCCCUUCAUCUUGCUGCCAAUAAGGGCCAUCUUUCUGUGGUCCAGAUCUUGCUGAAGGCUGGCUGUGACCUUGAUGUUCAGGAUGAUGGGGAUCAGACCGCCUUGCACCGGGCCACAGUGGUGGGGAACACGGAAGUCAUCGCGGCGCUCAUCCAGGAGGGCUGUGCUCUGGACCGCCAAGACAAGGAUGGGAAUACGGCCCUACACGAAGCGUCCUGGCACGGUUUUAGCCAGUCAGCCAAAUUGCUCGUUAAAGCAGGAGCCAACGUGCUUGCCAAGAACAAGGCGGGGAACACGGCUCUGCACCUGGCCUGCCAGAACAGCCACUCCCAGAGCACACGAGUCCUCCUGCUGGGCGGGUCCCGAGCCGACCUCAAAAAUAACGCAGGCGAUACCUGUUUGCACGUUGCUGCACGCUAUAAUCACUUGUCCAUCAUUAAGCUCCUCCUCAGUGCUUUCUGUUCUGUCCAUGAAAAGAACCAGGCCGGAGACACAGCACUUCAUGUUGCUGCUGCCCUAAAUCACAAGAAGGUGGUUAAAAUCUUACUGGAAGCUGGAGCAGAUGGAACCAUUGUUAAUAAUGCAGGCCAGACUCCACUGGAGACUGCCCGCUACCACAAUAAUCCGGAAGUUGCUCUUCUCCUCACUAAAGCUCCCCAGGUCUUGCGCUUCAGUCGCGGGCGAAGCCUGAGGAAAAAGAGAGAGAGGCUCAAGGAAGAGAGGAGAGCUCAGUCUGUGCCAAGAGAUGAGGUGGCACAAAGCAAGGGAAGUGUCUCCGCAGGAGACACCCCCAGCAGUGAACAGGCUGCACCCAGAAAAGAAGAGGCCAGAGAAGAUGUCCUGUCCGCCUCCCCAGAGCCCAAGGCGAAGGACAACAGGCAGAGAAAGUCAAGGCCCAAGGCGUCAGCAUUUUCUGACCCCACUCCACCAGCAGACCAACAGCCUGGACACCAGAAGAACUUGCACGCUCACAGUCACCCUAAAAAGAGGCCCAGGCACCGAUGUUCACCGCCACCCCCUCCCCAUGAGUUCAGAGCGUACCAGCUCUACACGCUGUACCGGGGCAAGGACGGGAAGGUGAUGCAGGCACCAAUAAAUGGUUGUAGAUGUGAACCCCUAAUCAACAAGCUGGAGAACCAGUUGGAGGCAGCUGUGGAGGAGAUCCGAGCAGAGCUGGGUUCGGUUCAGGAUAAAAUGAACACAAAGCUGGGGCAUAUGGAGAACAAAACCCAGCACCAGAUGCGUGUUCUGGACAAGCUGAUGGUUGAGCGGCUGUCAGCAGAGAGAACAGAGUGCCUGAACCGCCUGCAACAGCAUUCAGAUACAGAGAAGCAUGAGGGGGAGAGACGACAGAUGUCAUUGGUUGACGAAUUAAAAACCUGGUGCAUGUUAAAGAUUCAGAAUCUGGAGUUGAAACUUUCUGGAGAUUCUAGGGUCUCUAGGACCAAAUCCACACCAUCUACUUGCGAGUCGUCUACAGGCGUGGAUCAGUCCGUGGCCACUGCAGGUCCGGUAGCGGCUUCUGACAGUUCUCCUCAGGUGGUUAGGCCCAAGGAAAAGGCCUUCAACUCCACUGCUACCCACAGACUACAGCAGGAGCUGUCUUCCUCAGACUGUACCGCGUCCCGACUGAGGAAUGUCAAGGUCCAGACAGCCUUGCUACCCUUGAAAGAGGCGGCCAAGUGUGAUCAGCAGGCUGGGCCCUGUGUGGACAGAGGCACCCAAACCAAGAAGUCUGGGAAAAGUGGUCAGACGAGGCAUCGGCCCCAGCACCCGGCACCCGGCACCGCCGGUGGGCAGCCGCCCCCGGCAGCGGGCAGUGAGCAGACUGCCUCUCACGUUCGAGACACCUCCCAGGCUCUGGAGAUUACCCAGUAUUUUUUUGAGGCUGUUUCUACCCAGAUGGAAAAGUGGUAUGAGAGGAAGAUUGAAGAAGCGCGAAGCCAAGCCAGUCAGAAAGCCCAGCAAGACAAGGCCACCCUGAAGGAACAUAUUAAAAGUUUAGAAGAAGAACUUGCUAAACUAAGGACUAAAGUGCAGAAGGAAAAUUAGAAUCUGGGAAGUGGCCUGAGAAGGGGCUUCUUGAUGAUUUCUGCUUUUGCAUCUAUAGAACAGCUGUGCCCAAGAUGUCCAUUCUUGUGCACGUAGCAGACUUGCCUUUAAAAACAAAAAGUCAAAUUGCUGAAAUGUGCCAGGCACACGCUUUCCUGCGCCCUGAAGUUAUGAAACUUCAACAGUGACCACCAAAGCCAGGGGAAGCUUGCUUUGUGUUAGGUUUCAUUACAAACUUAAAACCUCGGUCUGGGUUCAUCUGAGGUUCAAAAGCUCAGAUUAAGUGAGCCACGCUAAGAAACGGAAAGAUGUGUAAAGCCUAAAGCCUAAAAUUCAGGAUGUGUGAAAUAACAUAAAUCAAAAGGAAGAAAAAUUAAUCCCUUGUGAACUUUAGUCAUUCAUGUGAGCACUCCUGUGGUGCCCAGAUGAGAGCAUCUUUCUGUACGAGCUAUGGCUGAGAUGCACUGAAUCUUCUCUUGAAUUCCUAAUUCUUAAAGUGCUGACCUUUUAACCAGAUGAAAACUUACCAAACUGAUUUUGAGGAGAAAAAGAUUUUCAUGAUGUCACUAGAUCCAAUAUAUAUUAAAGUAUUUUGCAGUCAGAGGGUAUUUAAAUGAUGAGUAAUUGGCUACUAGCACUGGGAAUAUUUGUUAAUAAACUCAGAUGAGAAAGGUUCAAAUCAUUUGGUCAUGAUUUCUGUAUUUUCAGUCAAAAUACAGAAACACUACAGUUGAUUAAUCCUACCAAUUUUAAAGCAGAUUAAUGGAAAAGCAUUCACCUAACAAUCACCUGAAACUUCUAUAAGCUAUCCAUAAUCAAACCCAGUUAACCAAGAGUACCUUUCUAAAUUUGAGCUUCUCAGUCUACAUUUUAUAAAGAAAUAAGGCUAUUUCUUAAAAGUAUUUCACUUCUAAUUGUAUACGGUCAUUGAUGAACCUCAGAAGUUACCCACUGCUUUGCAGUCUUUAUGUCAAGGUAAAAAUUGUCAACUCAGUCUAGACCCCACAAUUCCCCAUCUUAUGGAGCCCCAAGGAUUUUCCUCUCCUCUGUGGAGUAUAUAAGUUGUAAAAGUAGCUUGGGUAUGUUGAAACUUUGGAUUUAGUUAUCUUUUAAGCUUCUUGCCCCUUGAUUAUAUUCAUCUCCUCAAAAUUCCAUGUAUGCAAAGAAAUGUCAAUUCUAUUUCCAUUAACCCCAGAACUGAAAAACUGUUGUCUCUAAGUUUGAAUAAAAUGUUGCUCACAGAGCCAAAGAAAAAAUGAUUUCCUGACAUGGGAACACCCAGAAAAACAAAGUAUGUUUUUAGUCCCUUUGUUCUUGCCUAACAAGCUCAGUUUUUGUUUUCUUAACAGUGACAAUCUAUAGAUCUAGAUGUAGGUCACCAUUACACAACCUGGAUAGGGAAUCAAUUUAAUAUUCUCCCAAGUUUAUGUUCAUGUGCGUGUUAGUCUUGUUCCUCAGCUACUGUUAAGAACGUCUGAUUCUCCCCCAGAGGAUCUUGUUGCACUGAUAAAUGUAGAGGUACUUUCCUUUUCUCAUCUCCGUUCCUAAUGCAGAACCACAGAAUUGCAGAGCUAGAUGGUACCUUCAGUUUUUUAAAUCUUUCCCUUAUCCAGCAUCACUGAAAUCUUCAGCUUUCCUCAAUAUACAUCAGUUUCUUAAGAACUGCCAAAUACUCAGAGAGGAAAUCCUGAGAUGUUCAGUAAGUUGUGGUCUAAGCAGGAGUUCUUUUCACUUACCAAAAUAGCUGUUAUCUCAAGGAGUAUCCUUGUUGAGAAAUGAAGACAAAUUUUAUCUAGACUACGGAGUGCUGUGGUAGGAAGUAUUUUGAUUAUGCAACCCCUACUCAUCAGAAGCGGGCAGCUUACCAUUGUGAACUGGAUAUUUUUGCCAAAGUCACAGGGAAGAGACUAGGGAGGACUGAGAAGGGUCCAAGGCACCUAGUCUGACAGGUUACACGGAUCUUUCUCUACUAGAACAGAAAACCAGUAGAGGUGAGGAAACAGGAUCAGUCUGCCUCCUAACACAGAGAGAUGGCAGCAUCUCAAGGCCACUGCAAUAGCUUAUUUUAAACAACUGGGUUUUUGUUCCUUAGUAUUGUCAAAAACUCAACUAUGGGUCUGAUGUGUAUUUUUCCUUUUUUCCCUUGUGCUAUCUGCUGAAAGGAGCAAAUGCCACAAUAGUACUUUUCCAAAGAAGCAAAACUAUUAAUUUAUUGGCUGUCAUGCGGGUUGUGUUUGAAACAGAGAUUGGAGCUUUCAAUAGCUAUGGGGAAAUGAUGUAAGACACAGAAAAGCUGUAUAAUAUUGCAGUGGGGUUUUUUGUUGGGGAAUUAUUGCAUUGAAUAUAGUAAAUAUCUGUGAUUAGGUUGAAUAUAGUUCUAAUCAUUUGACUUUGGGGGCCCAAAAUAAAGGAAGUGAUGUUUUCACAUUUAAAUCUUUUUUUUUUCAGUCAAGCGUUGAUACUGCAGAGAUAUGUUGUCUUCUAUUUAAUAUUUUUAUUAAUUUGAAUUUGUCUCUUCCAAGCAUUAAAUAUGGUUCUCAACACUA